Molecule: messenger RNA, 1040 nt
Organism: Mercenaria mercenaria
Lineage: Eukaryota; Metazoa; Mollusca; Bivalvia; Venerida; Veneridae
Exons: 2
Coding region: 77-661 (194 amino acids)
Biological process (GO): translation
Cellular component (GO): ribosome
Molecular function (GO): structural constituent of ribosome
Source: RefSeq, a predicted model, not a curated record
GGAUGUUCUCCUUUGAGAAGAGGAUUCAACAAGGGGUGAUAACUGUGAUCAAAUCCGCCGUACCAUAUUUGACCUCAUGAUGUUUCAACAAAUAUUUCGUCGAAUGUGCAGUAUACAACCAAUGCUCAGACUUACAGAGAGCAAGCUGUUUCCAAGAUCGAUAUGCAGUGUGACUGCUAAAACAAAUGUGCUGAAAGAACAGGAUUGCUAUGCCAAGCAUAUAAACAAAUCACAGGGCUCAAGGUCAUUAAGCAGCAUGGGUCCACUUGGAAAUUCAGUUUUGAAAAGUGGAAAAUGUAUUACUAAUAGCAUUUUGAAAUCAGGGGAGGGUAAUAGUAUUGUUCAGUCAUCACUGCCGACUGCACCGCUAAUCAAUUUAUUAAGUGUGCGAACACUAAGAUGGUAUUACAGACCAAGUGCAAUAAGACGUAUGCGAAAACACGGUUUGGAGAAAAGACUCAGUAAGAGAUCGCAACGAGAAGUUUUGUUUCGAAGAAUUCUCGCCGGCAGGGGUACUUUAACGACAUUUGACAGAUUUAUGAAUGAGGUACCAGAAGUUAUGCAAAAGAAAAAAGGCAGAAGAGUUGAUUUGUUUGAUCCUAAAAAAGGCUACAAGUCUAUUAUAAAAAAGAAAGAUAAAUUCAUUUUUAAAGAGAUUUAAAUAUCUUUAUGAAGUUGUCACUUUGGAUUUGAUGUUAUAUCAUAUUUGCAGAUCAGGAUCCAGUUGCUAAAAUAUAUGUCAACUACUUUAGCUGUUAAAAAAUACUUUCUAUAUUUGAAAAUCUUUUUUAAAAAAUACACUACAUUACUGACUCUGGAUAAAACAUUAGAUAAAUUAUUCCGCAUGUAUGAAACAAAGUAUAGACAAAAUAAUCCACUGGACAGUUUGCUCACUGAAUAAGGUUUUAAGCAACUCUGUCCUAGUAGCUGUUGCCUUAUUUUGGCAUAUUUAUAGUAGUGACAAGUGCAGUCAGGGAUUAUUCCUCAUUGUGCUUGGUGUCAGUACAAAUUAAUAAAAUUGAAAAGAAGAAAAAUAUGAA